AUGGCUCCUAAGUCCUCCUCCAAAAAACGCACUGCCACGCCCUCUGCUUCUACCGCCGCCCAACAAAAAACCUUCGAAGCCGACCUCCGUUCCCUCGCCCGCAAAGCCCGCUCCGACUCCCUUGCCUCUUCCCCCCUCACCCUCCUCCUAACCCAAACCACCCUCUACCUCCGCGUAACCGGCCUCCUCCUCCUCGCCGCCCUCUCCACCCUCAUCUCCCAACUCUCCCUCUCCCCCGUCUACGGCUCGAUCCCCUCGUCUUCCUGGCACACCUACCUCGUCGCGGCGGCCUGUUUCACGGGUUGGUCUGGCAAUUUAGCCCUUGAGCGGGCGUUGCGCCGCGGCAGGGAGGGGGGCAGUGGAGCUGCCGCGACGUAUUUGUUACCUGUGCUGGCGCUGUGGGUGCCGGUGGUGCAUUUUGUGUUGGGGGGGUUUAGUGGGGUGUUGACGGCGAGAUGGGGGCCGGUGGUUACGGAGGCGGUGGCGUUGUUCCCGUUGGUUGCGGUGUCGGCUUCAUGUGUGGCGACGGAGUUGGAAGGGGUUGAUUUGUCUGGAUUACCGCUUCCCGGGUGGGUGGUGGAGGGUGUGCCCGGGUUGGGGGCGUAUGGGGGGUUUAAGGUUGCGGCGGGGGGGUUGGUGGGACGGACGUGGGUGCAUACGCGCGUGGGGAUGCAGGUGGUGUUGGGGGGCGUGUAUGCGGUGUUGGCGCCGUCGAGGUUGUUGGUGUUGACGGUGCCGGCGUUGUUUCAUACGGCCGUGUUGAAUACGCAUGCGCCGACGCCGGCGGCGUUGGGGAGGUUGAAUGCGGGCUUGGCGGAGGUUGGGUAUGUGUUGUUGGAUCGGGCCGAGUCGAAUACGGGGUAUAUUUCGGUGUUGGAUAGUCCGAAGGAGGGGUUUCGGUUGUUAAGGUGUGAUCAUAGUUUGUUGGGGGGGGAGUGGGUGAAGUUUUUGGGACAGGGCCGGUUUAAGGGGAACCAGGUGGCUGAGCCGGUGUAUGGGGUGUUUACUAUGUUGGAGGCUGUUAGGUUGGUCGAGACGCCGGAACCGAUCGUCGACAGCGAGGCGAAUGCCCUUGUCAUCGGCCUCGGCAUCGGCACGACCCCCGCAGCCCUCAUCGCCCACGGCAUCGACACGACCGUCGUCGAGCUCGACCCCGUGGUGCACAGAUUCGCCUCGCAGUACUUCCAGCUGCCCAGCAACCACACGGCCGUGAUCGAAGACGCCGUGACCUACACCUCCCGGACAGCCGCCGACGAGUCCGAGCCCCGGUUCGACUACAUCAUCCACGACGUGUUCACGGGCGGUGCCGAGCCCAUUGCGUUGUUUACGUUGGAGUUUUUGCAGAAUCUGCAUGCUUUGUUGAAGCCGAAUGGUGUUGUUGCUAUUAACUACGCCGGCGACUUCGCCCUCCCGCCCCCGCGCAUCGUCGUCAACACCAUCCGCACCGUCUUCCCGACCUGCCGCAUCUUCCGCGAGCACCCGCGCGACGAAGACGACUUUGCCCUCAACGGCCGGGAUUUCACCAACAUGGUUAUUUUCUGCACCAAGACCGACACUAACACCAACAGCGACACCAACAGCGACACCAACAGCGGCACAGUCAAAACAAUCACCUUCCGCGAGCCGACCGAGCGUGAUUUACUGAACAGCCCCUCGCGCCAGGCAUUUUUGCUGCCGCGGCAUGAGGUCACGGAUGCGGAUUUCUUGGUGGAGGGGCCGGAUGCGGAGGGGGUUUUGAGGAGGAAUGAGACGGAGAGGUUGGUGAAAUGGCAUGCGGCGAGCGCGGCGGGGCAUUGGACUGUUAUGAGGACUGUGUUGCCUGAGGCUGUUUGGGAGGCGUGGUAG
Dichotomopilus funicola is the source of this 1845-nucleotide messenger RNA. Its product is annotated as polyamine aminopropyltransferase. Bases 1 to 1845 code for a protein of 614 amino acids. The transcript has 3 exons. Gene Ontology annotation, biological process: polyamine biosynthetic process. The record is from RefSeq and is a predicted model, not a curated record. NCBI's taxonomy places the organism in Eukaryota, Fungi, Ascomycota, Sordariomycetes, Sordariales, Chaetomiaceae.